This is a messenger RNA of Oryzias melastigma (Indian medaka), 2816 nucleotides long. RefSeq names its product transmembrane protein 184A. Gene Ontology annotation, molecular function: transporter activity. The transcript is spliced from 4 exons. Gene Ontology annotation, biological process: transport. The coding region runs from base 945 to 1820 and encodes 291 amino acids. Lineage: Eukaryota; Metazoa; Chordata; Actinopteri; Beloniformes; Adrianichthyidae. The record is from RefSeq and is a predicted model, not a curated record. Gene Ontology annotation, cellular component: early endosome membrane.
UCCAACUGGGACGACUUCUGCUUUGGAAGAUCUUGGUGGAGGAGGCGUGUGAUUUCAGUCAAACUUAAUCAAAGUAUUUAUUUUCAAUUUUGUUUCAGGAUGACCUUUCCGGGGUUUUUACUUGGGGGUUCAUUUUUACCCUCAUUUCAGCUUUUAUUGUUUGGUCUUUAAGGAAAAAAAAACUAAACUAAUAGUACGUUAGUGCAUUCAUGAGCAGAAAGGGUAAAAAUCUUUUUUUUUUACCAACUAUUUAUUUAAAAUAAAGCUUAAAUGAAGAAGAAAGGAGGGGAUAAGUGAAAUGAACUCUUUUUAUAGUCAGGUAUUUACAUUAACUGUAUAUGAGAACUGGACUGAGCGACCUCCUCCACUCAGGACGUCAACAUCCCAUAGAUUUUUAUUUCGAAAUAAACAUGUAUUACUAAGUCAUUAUAUUUCUUAGAAUAACUAUUCAUGCUUUGCCACCUUUUACGCCGCCUUCUUGCUAAGUCUGAUAGUUUUGAUAUAUUUUUUUUUUUUCUGUGAGUUAUUCAAGUUAUAAACUGGCCAAUCAGAUACUUCAAUAGAAGUAGGCGGUGCCUACUGGCCCCACGUGGAACGUUCCAAACAUUAAUGGGGUCCGGUGUGAACAAGCUUACUCCUGAUUGACCGCGGUUACCGUAGAAACAUUGACUCAGACAGAGUCAGACGUCGUCUGGCCCCAACAUGGCGACGUCCAUAAUGCAAAAAAAAAAAAAAAUGACCUCAUUACAAUUCAUAGUGUAAUUAUAUUCUUUUUAGCAAAUUAUUUUUGAAUUGUCAUAUUGUGUCCAGCAUUUAUAAUUAAUUUUUUAUUAAAUUAAAUAAAAACGAGAAUCAGUGCACUGAAUUUCAACUUUAUAAACAAAAAAUAUAUAUAUAUUUUUUUAUUAUAUUUAAUAAAUUUGAAUAAAUAAAGAAAAAGAAAAAUGUAUACUGAUGCCAAAAAAACAGCCGUGGGUGAAAUUGAAGGAAUUAAAAAAGAGAGACACCUUGUUGUCAGCAAACAUUUCCAAAUCUUCCCAUCUCCUUCCACUGUCCUCGUCUUCCAGCGUGACAUCUCUCCUUGUUGUCUCUCGAUGUUUCAUUCUCCGCUGUCAUGUGUCCUCCAGGCAACUCUCCAGUUCUGCGUUGUCAAACCCAUCAUGGCAGUCAUCACCAUCAUCCUGCAGGCCUUUGGCAAAUAUCACGACGGAGAUUUUAAUGUAAAUGGAGGAUACCUGUACAUCACAAUCAUCUACAACUUCUCCGUCAGUCUGGCCCUCUACGCUCUCUUCCUCUUCUUUUUUGCCACAAGCGACCUGCUGAGACCGUAUGAACCGGUGCUCAAGUUCCUCACCAUCAAAUCUGUCAUCUUCUUAUCCUUCUGGCAAGGAAUGGUCCUCGCCAUCCUGGAGCGCUGCAGCGUCAUUCCCAACGCGCUGUUCAUCGACGGGCACGAGGUGGGCGCCGGCACGGUGGCGGCGGGCUGGCAGAACUUCAUCAUCUGCAUAGAAAUGUUCUUUGCGGCCAUCGCCCUCAGAUACGCCUUCACCUGCACCGUCUACCAGGAGAAGAAGAACGAUGUGCCAGAGAGCAUCCCCCCGAUGCAGAGCAUCUCCAGCGGCCUGAAGGAGACCAUCAACCCCGGAGACAUGGUGCAGGACGCCAUCCACAACUUCUCACCUGCCUAUCAGCAGUACACCCAGCAAUCCACGCAAGACGUCACCCAGCAGCACGGCACCAACGGGAAAGUCUCCACGGGCACCAAGGGCUCCCGCAAGUCAGACAAAAUCAUGCUGAUUACAUCUGAUGAUGAGCUCUAGGCCAUUUUCCAUCAACAUCCAAGUGUCUGUGCCCUUCCCGCUCUUAUCUUUGACCCCCCCAUCCGAGGAAACCGCAUAUCUCACAAGCUGGAUUGAACCCAGGUGUUUAAUUUUCAUCGUCUUAGUAUUUAAGGUGGACCGCCCGGUUCUGUCCGGCUUCAAAGGUAAUUUAAGAACCAAGAGAAGGAUGAAGUUUAACAGAUUCAGAAUCGGCGGCGAUCUGAUCCGUCUCCGUCUUGCAGCGAUAAUCAGGAAAAUGACAUGUCGCCUCCACUUCAUCAAACGGCUCCGGAGCCUCGGCGUCUCCUUUAAAUCAAGCUGUCGGAUGUACAGCUGCGCCCCGCGUGCCGGUCCCGUCAUCGUCUCGAUGGCACUGCCGCUCAGCGGCCGUCCGGCGAGUUGAAUCGCUUCAAAGAGCGGCGUGGAGCGUUCCUCGCCAUUCCUUUUGUCUGGUAUUAACGGAGCUCCUCCCUGCAUGGACAGACAGAUAUUAGAUCUGGAGCAGGUACUUCAAACUGCAAGAGAUGCUCCACCAUCAUUUGGAUAAACUUCUCUCAUCAGACUGGAUGCAGCUGAAGCGGACAGAUGCUCGUGAUUAGAGUUUGACAGCUUUUGCACUGUUUUGACUGCAGCUGCCGACGCCGUCAACCACAUGUCAACGCCGAUUAAAGGAGGAGGAAAUAUGUGCGAAAUUUGAUUAGUGUCAAUUGUGCCGUUUUACUUGUGUAAAUAAUGUUUUGGCUUAUCAAGCGUUUUAAUCUUGUCGUAUUUAUUUCUUUAACUCCAGAGAGACUCAAUUUGAAGUGUUGAUAUAAGUCAAUCAAAACUUGAAGCUUUCUUCAUUUUUUUUUUUUUUUUGUAACCCUCUUUUGCCAACUUUAGCUGUGUUUUGUCAGAAUUCACCCGUGUAUUCAUUGUUUUUUGUGCAAAAUAAAAUUCAGUUGUGACAAACAUUUUUGAAGGGAACAAAAAGGAGCUUUAUUGUGACGUAAAAAA